Molecule: messenger RNA, 3940 nt
Organism: Taeniopygia guttata (zebra finch)
Lineage: Eukaryota; Metazoa; Chordata; Aves; Passeriformes; Estrildidae
Source: RefSeq, a predicted model, not a curated record
CCAAUCAGGCGCCGAGCGGGGCAGCCGCGUUGCCAUGGCAGCGGGGGCCUUCCGUGAGGACGGCGCGCAAUAUGGCGGCGCCCAGGGCGAGCGCGGGACCGGGGCCGCCACCGGUCCCGGGCGGGCGGAGCCGGGAUCGCCCGGGAAUGGCGGAGAGACCGGGACGGGCUCGGGCUGCCGGGGCCCGGAGCAGGUCACCAGAUCCCAUCGAGGACGUGCUCGGGGUGCUCCUGGGAUCUGAUGAGGAGGUCCCGGCUCCGCCCUCCCGAGGCUCCCGCGCCUCCUUCCCGCAGGUGAGCCCAGGUGAGGGCAGCAGCUGCCCCCUCCAGGAGCCGGAUCACCGGGAUCCCAUGGAUCACCUGGAUCCCGUGGAUCACCUGGAUCCUGUGGAUCACCGGGAUCCCGUGGAUCACCUGGAUGAGCUGGAUGAGCUGGAUGCAGAAAUCCUGGGAAUGGGCAGAGCCGGGUCCAGGCCGGGGAAAUGCAGGAAGGGGCCGAGUCCCCAAACAGCCCCGCCCCGUCCCGAUGUCACCUUUGGGGACGACCUCGAUGACCUGAUGGAUUCCCUGGGACUCAGCAGCGGCGCCGACGGAGCCGGGAGCGCGCCGGGAACGCCGGGGGGCCAGGGGCUCCGGAAGGGCCGCGCCGGGAUCCGGGAGCUGCCGGGAAAGGCGGAAUUCCAGCCGGACCCCAAGGGGCAGGAGCGGCCAGGGCCGGGCGGGGCCCGGAUCCAGCCGGGUUUUCCCUUUGGAUCCUACGAGCCCUCGGUGGCCUCGGGGACAGCGCGACGACGGGAACGGAGGUGUCCGGCUGGGAGCAGCUCCCGACGUCCCUCCGGGGCCACCUGGCUGGGGCUGAAGGACGAGGAUUUCCUGGAAUUAGGGGACGAGGAUUUCCCGGGAUUGGGACAGAAGGAAAAGGAUUUCCCGGGAUUGGGACAAAAGGAAAAGGAUUUCCCGGGAUUGGGACAGAAGGACAAGGAUUUCCCGGGAUUGGGACUGAAGGACGAGGAUCCCCCAGGAUUGGGAUCGAAGGACGAGGAUCCCCCAGGACUGGGACAAAAGGACAAGGAUUCCCCAGGACUGGGAUCAAAGAACAAGGAUUUCCCAGGAUUGGGAUCGAAGAACAAGGAUUUCCCGGGAUUGGGAUCGAAGGACAAGGAUUUCCUAGGAUUGGGACUGAAGGACGAGGAUCCCCCAGGACUGGGAUCUAAGAACAAGGAUCCCCCAGGAUUGGGAUUGAAGAACAAGGAUUUCCCGGGAUUGGGAUCGAAGAACAAGGAUUUCCCAGGAUUGGGAUCGAAGGACGAGUAUCCCCCAGGACUGGGACAGAAGGACAAGGAUCCCCCAGGACUGGGAUCGAAGAAACAGGAUUUCCCAGGACUGGGAUCAAAGGACACGGAUUUCCCAGGAUUGGGACAGGACAAGGAUUUUCUGGGACUGAAGAGCAAAGAUCCUCCAGGAUUGGGAUCAAAGAACAAGGAUUUCCCGGGAUUGGGAUCGGAGGAUGAGGGUCCUCCAGGACUGGGAUCAAAGAACGAGGAUUUCCCAGGAUUGGGAUUGAAGAACAAGGAUUUCCUGGGAUUGGGACAGAAGGACAAGGAUUCCCGGAAGGACAAGGAUUCCCAGAAGGACGAGCAUUCCCAGAAGGACGAGGAUUCCCGGAAGGAUGAGGCUCCCGCUGCCCCGGGAUCCCCGCGGGGACGGGGCUGGCUCGGCGCUGCCCCGGCCCCAAAGCGGUGCCCGGCGGAGCCUCCGGAGCCCCCCGAGCCCGGCAGGCUGGCGGGACCCGGUGGGACCCGGCCCCACGGGCAGCUGGCGGCAGCCGUGCAGGAGGUGCCGAGUCCUGCCACUCCCACUCAGGAGGAUCCAGCAGCUCCUCCAGCCCCACCCCGCCCGGAGAACCCCCGAGCUCUCCCGUCCUGGCUCUGCCCGGAGCAUCCUGCAGCUUUCCCGGAGCAUCCCGCAGCUUUCCCAGCCCGGAGGCACCAGGAGGCUCCAGGAGCUCUCCCAUUCCAGCCCCACCAGGAGGCUCCAGGAGCUCUCCCGUCCCAGCCCCACCAGGAGGAUUUGGGAGCUCACCCGUCCCGGCCCCACCAGGAUUCCCAAACUCUCCAAUCCCACCCGUGCCAGGAGCAUCCCGGCUGUGGGAUCGCCCUGCGCAGCCUCCAGGCCCGGCUGGAGGAGCUGGAAAACCAGGUGCGGACGCUGGAGCUGGAGCGGGCACGGCAGGGACUGGUCCUGCAGCACCUCCCAGAGAGCGGCCACAGAUCCCUGGAUCACCCUGGGGCACAGGAUCACCUCAGAUCCCAGGUUCACCCCACAUCCCUGGAUCACCCAGACCCUAGGAUCACCCCGCAUCCCUGGAUCACCCCACAUCCCAUGAUCACUCCAGAUCUCUGGAUCCUUGAGACCCCAGGAUCACCUGGAUCCCAGGAUCACUCCAGAACCCAGGACCACCCCAUACCCCAUGAUCAUCCCAGAUCCCAGGAUCACACCAGACUCCUGGAUUACCCCAGAUCCCAGAAUCACCCCACAUCCCAAGAUCACUCUGGAUCCCAGGACCAUACCAGAUUCCAGGAUCAUCACAGAUCUUGGCAUCACCCCAGACCCCAGGAUCACCCCACAUCCCAUAAUCACUCCAGAUCCUUGGAUCACCCCACAUCCCAUGAUCACCCCAGACCCCAGGAUCACCUCAGACCCCAGGAUCACCCCGGAACCCAGGAGCAGCAUGAGCAGCUCACAGCGCUCCAGGCCAGGCUGUGCCAGCAGCAGCAGGACGCGGAGCGGGAGCAGAGCCGGCUCCAGGAGGCUGUGGCCAACUUGGAGACCAGGCUGGGAGAGCAGGAGCAGCUCCUGGAGCAGGAGCGCCGCCGCGCCGCAGCCGAGCGCUGCCGGGCGGAUUCGCUGCGGGAGGCGCUGGAGGAGCAGCGGCGGCUCUCGGCACAGCUGCGGGCCAUGGACAGGGCGGCGCUGGACGAGGCCAAGGAUGCGUGGCUGGAGGAGCAGCGGGCAGAGCUGCGGGAUCGCUCCGAGGAGCGGCAGCAGCUGGCGGCCGCCUGGGCCGAGUUCCACAGCCGGGAGCGCCUGAGCCGGGAGCGGGAGGAGCAGGACAAGGAGCGUGCCCUGGGCCUGGACUCGGCGCUGAGGAGCCUGGCCAAGGAUCAGGCAGAGCUGAAGUUCCGGAGCCGGGAGCUGAGAUCCAAGGAGGAGCAGCUGGUCAGAGACAGGGAGGAGCUGGACGAGGCCUGGCGGGAGCUGAGGCUGGAGAAGGAGAAGGUUCUCCGUGCCGAGCAGCGCCUGCAGGAGCGGGAGGAGGAGAUUCGUGACCUGGCCGAGCGCGCGGCGCAGCAGCAGCAGGACGGGCAGCGGGCGCUGCGGGAGGCGCGCAGGGCGCAGGAGGAGCAGCAGCGGCGGCUGCAGCGGCUGCAGGAGCAGCGGGAGCGGCUGCGGCAGCAGGAGCAGCGCCUGCAGCAGGAGCGGCGGAGCCUGGAGCGGCAGCGGGAACAGCUCCGGGAGCUGCGGGAGGAGCUGGGCCCCGGCCUGGGGACAGGGACAGCGCUGGGGACACUGCUGGCCCCUCCGGUGGCUCCGGUGUCUCCAGCGGCUCCAGCGGCUCCGGUGUCCCCGGUGACUCCGGUGGCUCCGGUGACUCCGGUGUCCCCGGGGCUGCUGCCGGGCCUGGCAGCCCCAGUGGCCCCGGUGGCUCCGGUGGCUCCGGUGUCCCCGGUGUCCCCGGUGUCCCCGGGGCUGCUGCCGGGCCUGGCGGCGCUCCUGGGGCACAGCGGGGCCCGGGCGGGCGUGGCCGCACUCUACGGACACGUCCUGCUGCUGAAGGAGCGCGCACGCAGGGAUCACGAUUUCCUGGAGAGCGAGCGGCUCUUCCUGGAGAGCCUGAAAAAGGGACCCUGAGAGAGCGGUGGAUUUUAAUAAAAAUAAAA